Ogataea philodendri is the source of this 1449-nucleotide messenger RNA. RefSeq lists its product as uncharacterized. Gene Ontology annotation, molecular function: metallodipeptidase activity. The transcript has a single exon. Gene Ontology annotation, biological process: proteolysis. NCBI's taxonomy places the organism in Eukaryota, Fungi, Ascomycota, Pichiomycetes, Pichiales, Pichiaceae. Bases 1 to 1449 code for a protein of 482 amino acids. The record is from RefSeq and is a predicted model, not a curated record.
AUGAGUGUUUCUGAAUCCAUCAAGCCGCUUUUUGCGCAGAUCGACAAGCUCAAGCCAGAGUAUAUCACCAGACUGGCCAACGCCGUUGCCAUUCCUUCUGUUUCGGGCGAUGAAUCUCUCAGACCCAAGGUGUUUGCAAUGGCCGAUUUCCUGAAAUCCCAGCUCGAAUCGUUGGGGGCUGAAGAUAUACAGCUUCGUGAUCUCGGUAUUCAACCACCUCCAGUUUCGGACCCAAAAUUACAAUUGCCUCCAAUUGUAUUGGCUCGUUUCGGUAAGAAUCCAGCCAAGAAAACUGUCUUGGUUUACGGCCACUACGACGUCCAACCAGCAUUACUUGAGGACGGCUGGAAUACAGACCCAUUCAAGCUCGUUGAGAAGGACGGCAAACUUUACGGCCGUGGUUCCACCGACGACAAAGGUCCUGUGAUCGGUUGGUUGAACGCAAUCGAGGCGCACAACAAGUCCGGAAUUGAGCUUCCUGUCAACCUUGUUUGUUGUUUUGAAGGUAUGGAGGAAAGCGGAUCUUUGGGUCUUGACGAAUUGGUUGCCCAGGAGGCAGACAAGUACUUCAAGGGCGUCGACACCGUUUGUAUCUCUGACAACUACUGGCUUGGAACCAAAAAGCCAGUGCUCACAUACGGUCUGCGUGGAUGCAGCUACUACCAGGUCAGUGUCAGUGGACCUGGCGCCGACCUCCACUCCGGUAUCUUUGGAGGUGUUAUCCACGAGCCAAUGACCGAUCUAUUUAACGUCUUGUCCAAGUUGGUCGACACCAACGGAAACAUUUUGAUUCCAGGUGUGAACGAGAUGGUGGCCCCAGUCACCGAGACAGAGGAGGGAUUGUACGAGAAGAUCGAAUUCGACGUUGACGAAUUGAAUCUUGCUUCGGGCUCCAAGACUGCCAUUUACCAGGACAAGAAGAACAUUUUGAUGCACAGAUGGAGAUACCCUUCUCUUUCCUUGCACGGAAUUGAGGGUGCGUUCUCUGGUGGAGGAGCUAAGACCGUCAUUCCAGCUAAGGUUGUUGGUAAAUUCUCUAUCAGAACUGUUCCAGACAUGGACCCACGUAAAUUGGACGAGUAUGUGUUCAAGUUCGUGAAGGAGAAAUUCGCCGAGCUCAAGUCUCCAAACCAGCUCAACGUCGAACUCAUCCACGAUGGAAACUACUGGGUUAGUGAUCCAUUCAAUGAAGCAUUCACUGCCGCUAGCAAAGCCACCAAGCUCGUGUGGAACGUUGAGCCAGAUCUCACCAGAGAAGGUGGUUCUAUUCCAAUCACCUUGACGUUCGAAGAACAACUCAAGACCAAUGUCCUGCUUCUGCCAAUGGGUAAGGGUGACGACGGUGCUCACUCGAUCAAUGAGAAGAUCGACGUUGCCAACUAUUUGGAAGGUGUCAAGACCCUGAGUGCCUACCUGCACUUCUAUGGUGCAGGAAGCGACAGCAAAUAA